CACAAACGGUCUAGUCUAAGAUUAAGCUGCGCUGGAUUGAUAAGAACACAAGAUGAUGUGGUUAUUUCUCUGGGCUUGUAUUUUUCAAUACAUGCUGACAAUAAAUGCCAACGGUAUAUAUUCUAUAUCGUGCCCCGACACCAUACAUUCCAAUAUCAACUACAAUGUAACCGUUUCACUGCACGGGGCAGAUGGACCCGGUCGAAUCAGGGUCAGUCUGAAUGGACCCUCGUUUGCGAGGAGCCAGGAGGUCUAUCUUCAGCCCAUGUCCACGCAGAUACUUUCUUUCGCCAUCCCAAAACUCUCGAGUGGUGAUUACCAACUCACCGCCGAGGGAGUUGAGGGCGUCAUUUUCAAGGAGUCCUCCAAACUGUCCUUCUCCGACGACAAGGCCUCCAUCUACAUUCAGACGGACAAGGCCACCUACAAGCCCGGCGACCUCCUGCAGUUCAGGGUUCUCUUCCUGGACAGGCACACUCUGCCGGCCAGGAUCGACAAGCCCAUUGGUAUACAGAUACACGACGGCGAGAAGAAUCAGAUCAAGGAGUGGAAGGAGGUCAGACCCACGAAGGGAGUUUUCGCGGGAGAGCUCCGCCUGUCCAAUCGUCCGGUUCUGGGAAACUGGACCCUUGCAGUCGCCGUUCAAGGUGAGAGCACGGAGACCAAGGUCAUUGGGGUGGACAAGUACGUGCUGCCCAAGUUCGAGGUCAGAGUUCAGACACCUCCGAAUGUGGUGGCCAGUGAUGGCAAGAUCAAGGCCACCAUUCGAGCCAAGUACACCUUUGGAAAGCCGGUCAAGGGCAGGGCGACCAUCUCAAUCGAGGGAGGACGAACUGAGAAGACCGUGGACAUCGAUGGAACUGUCAAUGUGGAGCUUCCCUUUGAGGCCACUCUGAAAUCCCCCCUGAAAGUUAUGGCCACUGUGACGGAGGAGCUCACGGAUCUCAAGCACAAUGGUUUUGCCUAUGUAAAUCUUCACCAGAAUCGCUACAUCCUUUUGGCUGUCGACUGGCCGCAGAGCUACCAGGCUGGAAAGGAGCACUCCUUCCGGGUUGCAGUCACCAAUGUUGAUGGUUCCCCAGUCAAUGGUUCGAGAAACAGUGUUAAAUUCGAUUUCCUUUGCGGUCAGAGAAAUGAAAUCUCGGCUCCCCUCAGAGGGGACAGUACAGCCAUGGGAAAAAUUAUUUUUCCGGAUAAUAGUUGCAGGAAAUGCGUAGUGACGGCCUCAUUUGAAGGCUCAGCCUCCCUCAAUCAAACCAUUUUCAAGCUGGAAAAGUCAAUCAGGAUCGAGAUCGAUAGUAAAAAACACGAACUGAGAAAAAAGGUGAGCUUCAAUGUGGUGUCCACUGGGUACCUGCCCCACUUCAUGAUCACGAUCGUCGCUCGUGGUAAUAUCAUAAAGAAUCAGUAUGUUCAUGUGCCCAGGGGCGUUAGAAGCCAGAGGCUCUCUGUCAUGCCCACCUUUGAAAUGGUGCCCCAAGCCACUCUUAUUGUGAGCUACGUGGUGAACGGAGAACUGCGCUCCGAUGAGGAAACGAUCAAUUUCCAGAAGGCCUUUGGCAACUCGAUUGAAAUCACAGUACCAGCCAAGGCAGAACCCGGCGAAGUGGUCAACUUGUCAGUAAAGACCGAUCCCCAUUCCUUCGUAGGACUUUUAGGAGUCGACCAGAGUGUUCUGCUUCUAAGGUCCGGAAACGACCUCAGUCAGGAUCGCAUCUUUGAUAAUCUCAGCAAUUUCGCAUCGAACGGCCUGGUAACCCUGACCAAUGCACACAUAAAGGAUGAAAGCGCGGAUCUAGAUGCACUUACUUAUUUUGAGACGUGCGGACUCGGCAGUCGUACUGCAGCAGGCACCACUCCGAAGCCAGGCAAAAAGUCACCCAUUCCAAAGGAUGUACUAUCGACCAAACCCGAAUUUACACCCCCACCAAUUCGUCAGGAGUUCCCUGAAACCUGGCUCUUUGCGAAUAUCACCGAGUAA
Drosophila takahashii is the source of this 1981-nucleotide messenger RNA. Its product is annotated as thioester-containing protein 1 allele S1-like. Lineage: Eukaryota; Metazoa; Arthropoda; Insecta; Diptera; Drosophilidae. Gene Ontology annotation, cellular component: extracellular region. Gene Ontology annotation, molecular function: endopeptidase inhibitor activity. The record is from RefSeq and is a predicted model, not a curated record.